This is a messenger RNA of Pocillopora meandrina, 8584 nucleotides long. NCBI's taxonomy places the organism in Eukaryota, Metazoa, Cnidaria, Anthozoa, Scleractinia, Pocilloporidae. The record is from the annotation of a GenBank genome assembly.
GGAGACAGAACUAUUUCCCCUCGUUGUUUGUACGGAUGGUACACCCUGUAAACCAGUAUCCCUUUGCAACGUUUGAUCCUAGCAGCUCACGAAAGUUAAAGGACUAGAUUUUGAUAGAAGGUUUGGUGUACAGGAAACUUCUUCGCAAAUGGAGAAGGCGACCUACCUGCAAUCCAACAUGGCGGACAAAUACCAGUUUAAAAAAUGUUCAUAUGUUUUCCGUGGAAAUUUUGUCCACUCCACCUCUGAAAAUGCGUUGGAAAUAUUACCAGACAAAAUUUUAGGAAUCAGUCCAUCCGGCAAGGUUAAUAUGCUUGCUUGUUGUUCCAUUAGAAAGAAAUACGUCAUUUUCGAAUUUGAGCUACAGCACAAGUACUCCGUGGCUAAUGCUGGUCGGGGUAUUACAAGAUACUCAAUUUCGUCUACUGAAUUCAUAAUAUGAAUUGGCCUCUGUAGAGAGGUGCUAAAGGUGAUAUUUCGAGCUUGCGUUAGCCCUUCGUGAGAGCGGUAACGCUCGAAUCAUCAGUUCUAAACCUAUUCCCAGCAACCCCUAGCUAGUUGUAAAUGUGUGCAGAAUGCGUUGAGUGCAACUUCUUUUGAUUUGUGCCUAUAGCAUGUUUUAGUCAUUGCAUUCAUAGGACGUGUUUUACAUAGCAUUUGAAGAGAAGAGAGUUCCUGUAUUAUACAGAUUUUGGUAUAAUAACAUUAUCUCCCAUAUGAUCCUUGUUACUGUUGUCAUUCCCCCCAGCCCCCCUCAAGUCUAGCUCAACUGCAUUUUGCUUGGCUCUAGAUUUUGUUCAUAGAAAAUGGUGAAUCAAAUCAAAACUUGUUAGAAAUGCAGUAUGGAUUCACUUCAAAGGAUGUAAUCUUCUUAAAGCCAAGGUAAUUAGCCUAGCUUUUAGGAACUAAAAUUCUAAUAGACUCUAAUCUAUGGUUGUAUAGAAAUUAUUAACAACUAAAUAAGUAAUUUUAAAAAGAAAUUGGUGAAAUUGAUACCUAAAAUGACAAGGGGUGUUGGAAAAUAAAUAAAUAAAUAUAUAUUUUUUUUUUUUCUUUUCUUUUUUUUCUGGUUAGAGACCAAAAUUUAGAACUCAGUGUACAGUUGAGUCACUAAAGAAAGGUUUAUCAAAUGGUUACACAGAAACCUCUGGAAGGGGAUUGCAACUGCUUGUAUUGACACUUGAAUGCAAAUUAGAGUCUUGUCUGUGUGAUAUAAGUAUUGUUUUAUAACUUACUAAUUAUUAGUUCCAAUUUCUUACACAUUAUUUCAUAUGUCUGUAUGAACAAAGGCAGUUUAUCAUGCCAGGACUGAUUGACACCCAUAUUCAUGCACCACAGUACAGCUUUACUGGUACUGGUUAUGACUGUCAUGUUGUUGAUUGGCUGAAUAAGUACACUUUUCCGACUGAGGCCAGGUUUGAAGAUACAAACCUUGCACUUGAUGUCUACAAGAAAUUGGUGGUAAGUUUUUCAUGAAAUGGCACUGUUAUGUUUUCUCUAGUAAUUAAAGUGUCACUGAGAACUACUUUCUGAGAUUAACUAUUUAACAAACAGAUUCCAUGCUGACUAAUAGAUAAAAGACAACAUCAAAAUGUGAUAACAAAAAAGUGUUAUAUGAGGGGCAGCUGUAAAUGGUGACAUUUGUGUCUAUGCAUCUGUCUUCCAAUAGAUCAAAUGUAAGAUACAAUAUUAAUUUUAGUGAUGACUUUAUUUUACUGGUAAUGGUUUGUAUCACAUUUAGUUUAUCUAAUAGUCAUGUUUCUCUGAAGAGGAGGUUGCUGAUGAAUGGUACAACAACAGCAUCUUAUUUUGCCACCAUACAUCUUAAUGCUACAAUGGUUCUUUGUGAUGUUAUUGGUAAGUUAUUGCCUCACUUUAACAAUGAAGCAAAAGAAAAUUGCAAAUUUUAACUCUAAUUGGAAAUUAAAAAUUUUAGGCCCUAGGUAUCCUCUGCUAAGUGAAAAGGAACUAUAUUUAACCCAUGUGGACAAUCUUACAGACUCGUUAUCAAAUUUCUCCCCACUGAAAAUUAGUAGUGAUGUUCUCUGUUUUGGUACUAAACUCCUGAUUGUAUAAGUCAGCUCUAGAAUGAACACGUUUACAUUUCCGACUUAUGGUUCCUAAAACCAGCAUCUUGUAACCAUUUAAAUAGCAUUUUAAGUACUUGACCAGCCUGGUUAUCAGGAUUAUUGAUCAUGUAGACUUACUUUUUUCUAUUUUAAUCUACUAUCCAAGGUCUAAAUAAGUUAGGCAAUCAAACCAUUUUGUUCCACAGUGGAGCUUGGUCAGCGGGCAUAUGUUGGAAUCUCUGAUGUUGAUUGUUCCCCUCACGAACACAGGAAAACAACAGAAUGUUGCGCAGAAGAAACAGAAAGGUUCAUUUCUAACAAUUGUGCAUUUUUAAUGAAAUUGUGAUACUUGGAAUUAUUACUUAAGGUCAUGGUUAAUAUCUUGAAUACAAGUUUUUCUAUAAGAAAGGUUUGCAGAAAAUAGCUGGUACUAAGAAAGGAUAUUGUGUGAAUCAUGGCCAAACCAACUCUUGUUUUUUAGGGGGAGGGUAAGGGGCUCAAGACACUCAAACCUCAAAGUGUCUCUCUCCACUGACAGGAAACACUGUAACUGACAGAAACUUUAUGUAAGCCUAUUACAAACUAGCAUGUCAUCAGUGGGUAUAGUAUCUAUACUUCAUGUCACUUCAUGUUAGAGAAACCAAAAUUAAUAAUAAAAGUUUCAUCUGUAGUUGGGAGAAACCAUGAUUUUAAGAUUUAUUCUAAGAUCAAGGAAGGUCAGUUUAGUGGUGCAAGGAGAUGAUCACCCACCCCAUGAGGUCAUUGGAAAUUUUCAGGGGAAUAAAGAGCAAGUCUGUUCUUGAGCCUGUUGGUUCACCCAACAAGUGCUUAUCCUGCUUUCCAAUUAGCAAGAAGCAGCUAGGAGUGUUACUACUUCCUCCUGGAUAGGAUGCUAAUCCACUGCAAGGUUACCCUGCAGCAUUUCAACAGGCUUCCCUGACAAUUUGCUUGUACCCAUUUAUACUCCUGGGUGGAGAGAGGCAUGCACUGUUAGUAAGAGAUAAGUGUCUUACCCAAGAACACAACACAUUGACCUGGCAAGUCUUGACCCAAAGUCCAAUGCACUCACCAUUAUGCCACAUUUGUCUCAUUUCAUGCAUAUUAAUGUGCUUUAAAAUGUGUCUUUAUGAACAGGUUCAUCAAACAUGUGAUUGACAUGAAUGUAAGUAGAAUUGUAGGAAAAUCUCCUACCUUUUUUUUACCUGUAGACAUUACUUUUAAAUUGCCAAUCAUAGCUGCAGUAUAUGUAGAACACUUUUCAAAUACAAACAUGGAAAUUGCUUAAUGCACCAGCAGGUACUGUUACCUGUUGGUAGAGCACCAAACUACAGAAUUCAAAUGUCUGUGGCUCUUCACCUUUACAUGAGGACUUUUUUUUUCUCUGUCUGAUAUUUAUGACAAAACCAAUAGCAAUUUAUCUUUUGUUAUAACCUCUCACUACUUUCCAAAGUAGAUUUACACAUAUCCUGCUUUACAUUUUCUGUCUUGAGUGAAGUAUAAUUAUUUUUUUUGUGUAGCAUCCCCUUGUGACUCCUGUUCUGACUGCGAGAGGAGUUGCACAUUGUACCAAAUCACUUUUGACAAUUCAUGGAGAAUUAGCCAAAAAAUACAAUGUCCCUAUUCAGGUUAGUAAAAGAGCAGAGACUUAAUUGAAAUGCACAUCUGAAUUUAAGUGAUAAAUUUUUUUAUAGUUGAUCGCUAAUAUUUAUUUGAGUAUGGAAGGUGUAUGUAUGGAAGCAGGGUUGAUGACUUGUGCAAUGCCUCAUAUGCAGCACAACACAACAACUACUGGCACCAUACGGAUAACUUAUACAUGACAUUAACAAUUACAAACCAAUAAAACAGAACUACCUAACUUUACCAAUGGACUGAAUGAGACCAAUCACAACUUACUUAUGCCGCUUAAGUCUUACAAGCAAAAGCAUCACAACAAAACUGAUCAAUCAGGUUAUGCAAAUGGGAUUUAGAACAUUUGACUAACUACAACCAAUCACUUGACUCUGAUGAUGAUUUCUGCUCAGGUUGUCAAAACAUCAGUCACCACUACCAACAACAGUCCUUCUCAGGUCUGCACUCUUCCAGACAAUCAGACAACAUUUUCACAUGUUACCCUGGGGUUCAAACCAUUUACUAUACUUGGUGAAUAGUAAGCAGUGACUGUAAAUAGCAAAUUGGUUUGCCUCUUGCCAGUUUGAAUUUUAAAUCUUGCUUUGUUUUAUUUGAUUCAGAAUUUUUGGGUCGUUAAUUGUUAAAUCCCACUAGCCUUACUGCUAUAAUACAUUUUUUUUCAUAGGUUUGACUGAUUAAUAAAUCUCUUACUUGCUAUUUACAAAAAUUCCAGGGACAUUUGCGUGAAAUCAAAGAUGAACUGGCUAGUUGGAACUUUGCUUCCGAGUUUUCUCAGACUUCUGAUUUGGCAAAAAUACUUGAGGAAUGUGAGCUCCUAACAGACAAGGUAAAUCCACUUAUUUUAAGGAAGCUAUGCCUUGAAAAAGUUUCAUUCUGAAGUGCUUCUAGCCAUGAAAGCAAGAUCAAUGUGAGGAUUGAAUCUGAAUUGUUUAAUUAUCAGUUUUUGAUUUUUGAAAUUGGGUAGAUGCAAAAUAAAAAUGCAAAUGUGAAAUAUGAACAAAGGAUUGGGGGUAUACCAAUGUCCAUUUCAAAGCCACAAGAGACAAAAAAAAACAAAUUUACAGCAGAACUUAUACUUGAGUUGACAAUAGGUUGUUAUAAGUACAAUUUUUGUAGUACAACCAAAUGAAUUUUCUGUUUUCUUCAACCAUAGGCCUAUUAUGCACACUGUAUUUAUGUUACUGAGGAAGAGAUUGACCUGAUGUUGUUACGUAGCACUGGGGUUGCUCAUUGCCCUAUUUCAAAUUUUGAGUACGUAUGGGCCUCUUAUAUUUAUGUUUCAUAAAAUUAUCACUCUUCAGACUGCUCCUAUAUAUAGAGCAAAUAAAAAUAUUUGUUGGAUGAGAAAUUUGAUAAGUAAAUUUCUAAUUAGCACCACUCCAACCAUUACCUAUUUCAGAUUACCAUGUCAAAAAGUAAACUUAAAUAUUAGAAGUUUUUGAUCAUGGGAGAUCUUACACUUAUAGCAUAGACAUGAAAGACAUUUUGCAAUUUUGAUAACAUCUUUCUAGGAACUUGGGUUUUCAAAUAUGGGAGAGUAAUUAAAUUGUUUUUAAAUAAUAUUUCCCUGAGGAAUUAAUAACUGAGAAGAUUUUUGGCUGAGUCUUUGAGGCCUUAUGAUAAAAAACAGUGAUAAAAUUGUAAUUAAGGCUAUUAUUUAGCUUUAAUUUCGACUAUACUGGACUGAAAAUUUUAUUUUUCUCCUAACUCAAGUUUGAAAAGUGGUGUUGCUGAUAUCAGACAUCUGCUGGAUAGGCAGUUAAAAGUUGGUCUUGGAACAGGUAAUACAAGCUUUCUGAGACAAUGAUGUAUGUUAACUUAAUGUGUGCACCAUAACACUGUAUUAAUUUUUAACUUUAAGUUUAUCAUUAAUUAAGAGUUGCACAAAAUCAUUGGUGUCUCUGCAUAUAGUCUUUAUCAUCGAAACUAUUGGAUCUUAAGUCACUGUCCUAAUCAAAAUUUAAUGGAAAUAAGUUUCAGUGGUAGAAUCAAUACCAGAUGAAUUGUUGUUGUUGUUUUUUUUAAUUUUACAAACAGUGAACUGAAAUCAACAUGCUUAAAUGUUGAAUAGAAUGUACUAUAAGCUUCAGUCCUCCUAAGUGGAUAUAUUGCAAUGAGUCCACUGGAAACUGAAUCAGAUGUGCAAUAUUUUGAGAGGCUUUUAUUUAAAGUCUUGAUAUUUAGUAUGAGGAGUUUUAACAUUUCCCCCUCUUUGUUUCUCAAUGGAGCCUACAGAUGUCUCAGGAGGCCACUCUCCAUCAAUGCUUGAUGUCAUUCGUCAGUGUAUAACUGCCUCCAAUGUUGUUGCCUUCAGCAAGCCUGAAUCUUACAGAUCUCUGUCUUACAAGGAUGCUUUUAGAUUGGCCACUUUAGGGGGCAGUGAGGGUAAGAAUUAUGCCAAAACCUUUAGCAUAUAAGGUUGAUGAUCAUGGAUUUUUUUCAACUUACAUUCUAAAUAUCCAUUAUCUAGUUCAAUUGGUUGUUUAAACUAAACACUGUGAAUUGGGAUCUGAUUACUAAUUAUUAUCUACUGACAUUUCAGUUUUAGGAUUAAGUGACAAAAUUGGCAACUUUGAGGUAAGGAUAAAUGUAGUAUUUUCUCUAGCAGCUUUAAAUUCACAGAGGAUCUAGCCUAGCUUGUGGCAUUUCUUGGAGUGGACCUGCAUCUCAACACAGUAUUCUUUUUUUUUUUUGACAUUGUAAUGAAUUAAAUUAUCAAAUGCUACUUGCCCUCUUUAUUAUCAUCUAUAAAUUAAAGAAAGGGUAAUAAGGACAACAACUGUAACAUAUAACCUGGCUGAACACCAAUUUAUUCAUUAUAUAGUGAUAAUACAUGCUUUUGUUUUGAAACUUUUUCAAACAAGGUUAGCAAAGAAUUUGAUGCAUUACUUAUUGACCCUGAUGCUGAGGACUCGCCCUUUGAUUGUUUUGACAAUGACACCUUAGAGGUAGGUAUAUGGCCAGUGAAGGGUGAUAUGAUUCCAGUCAUCCUAUAUUCAAGUUUUAUUGACUGUUAUCAAAUCCUUAGACCUACCCCUGAUGGUUCUGUACUGUUUUGCUUCAACAAGAGACCGAAUAAAGGGAUUCAAAGCUGCUAUUAAAUGCAACUUGUGUUAAACCAGUAAUCAUUGUAUAUUAUUUCUGGAGAAAAAAAUGCAAAGUAAUAGUUUUUGAUCAAGUGUGGAGUUCCUUGAUGGUGUAGCAGUAACUUAAUGUUUUAAAGAUUCACCGUGUGGUAACCUAAGAGCAUAAAGUGGUUGCCAGUUGAAAUAAAUUUAGUUUAGGUUGCUAGGAAACAAAAGGAAGAAAAACAAAAGCAAAAAAAAUGGACAUGUGGUGCACUACCUAAUAUUUUGUGGAAAUGUCCAAUUGACUUGAUCCAUUUGUUAUAAAAAUGUUACACCUUCAUCAGGCUAUCAAAUAUGGGUCACCAAAUUGUCAACUUUGCUGCAAAUUUUGGUCCCUCAAUUUUUUUUUGUUCCUAAUGUGACAAAAACAUUUGUGGCUUGGAGCACCGACUAUUAUUUCACAUGAAGAUGCACAAACACAAUGCAAUUUUGAGUGAUGGAGAAACUCCAGCAAUAAAGAUUCCCUCUCUGGGUAGUUUCCUUGAAGUAUUAAUGAACAGCAAAGUAAUAUGUUGCAUGUUAAAUGAAGACUACAUUUCAGGCUGUUAAAUGUUAGUAUAGUUUAAUCAAUACUUAUUUAUAGUAAUCUGUAUUUCUUUUUUUUUUUUUUUUUUUUAAAAGGAUGUGAUUCAGAAGUUUCUGAUGCUUGGUAAGUCCAGAGCUAGAGUCAUAACAAUUAUUACUGAUUGAAUUUAAUCAACACUGCUUCACGAGAGUCUCAGUUUUAAAUAAUUUGUCAUGUGUUCAAUGAAAGGAGGGAAUUAAUUUAAUCUGAUCUACAGUCUUCUGAAAGCAUUAUUAGGUCUAUCUCUUUGUUUUCUUGAUCACUCACUCUGCUCCAUUUUGAUUUUAACAUUAAAUUUGAUACAGAAAAUAUUUGCAUAUUUUUUAAAUCUGUGUUGAUGGCAUACCCUGAAUUGAGCUGACAAUUUUGAGUCCUAACAUAAGAUAGUAUAAUUCCUGUUAUCAAUUUUGAUGUCUUACUUUUUAUCCUUUGCUAUUAAAUGCCAUUUGCACAGGUGAUGACAGAAACAUUCUUCAAGUUUAUGUGGCUGGGCGACCAGUAGCAGGAAGGACUCUUGUCUCUUCAUACUUCUCUUCCAAAAGGAAACAAGGAUUAGAUAUUGAGUUUACUUCCUGAACAGUGAAGAUCUGGCUCAUUGUCAGAUCUCUUAGAACUGGAGCAUACCCUUACCUAACAAAAUGCCUUUGUUAUAUUUCAAAAUGUAUAUUCAGCAAUACAUAUUUAUACAAAUUUAUCCAGCAUCCACGUCAUAGUCAUGUUAAACAUGCUUAAAUUAUAAUUUUGGUGUAGUGUUUUAAGGCCAAGUAAAAUAUAUUAUAUUCAUUGAUGUAAAACUAGGUAGUUUUGAGAAAUCAGCCAGUCAUUUAUAUCUAAUCAAACUUUAAUUUGCAGUUCAUGUUUCUCUGUUUUGUCUAACUUUAAUCUAAAAUAUACCCAUGCCUCAUCAGCAAUAAUUAUGCUUAAUAAUUCACUGGUAAUUGAAAAGAAAUAUUAGGUAGACCUUACAUCUUUAAAAGGAAUAAUUUUUACCAAAGGGUCUUGAUAUUAGCAGGCAAGUCAAGAAUUUAUCCUUUUAAUUCUCACACUUUCAUGCUUUACCUCUUUUCUUGUUGUCACUAUUUAUCAUAAUUAGCAUUGUUUUAGUUUCUAAAUAAUUCAUUUCCAAUGCUUUGUACACUAAUUAACUGAAGAUGACAGAAGUUUCCGUCAAAACAUGUAUAACAGACUUAAAA